UUGCACCAACAAAUUGCAAAAUGCAACAAAAAUGUUGAUUUUCUAACUUUGCAUUUUCAUAUAUUAGUGUAGGUGUAGAUAUAUGCGAAGUUUUUUUGAAGAAAUACCGCUGAUUUUUAUAAAUUCCUUACAGUCAACUAUUUGCUUACAUGUAUUUUUUACACACAUAGUGUGUGGGUGUAAUAUAUUGUGAAUGAAUCCCCAUAUAUAGUUAAUGACAUUGUCAUUUAAUCAUUAUAAUUAAAAAAAAAAAAAAAAAAACACCAUGGAUGCUGUAACCAAAAUAUAUGUAAAUAUGGGAGAAACAAUUAUAAAAAACUUGGAAUUGAACAAAAUACGUCACCGAACAAAAAAUAGUCCUGGAUUAUGGAUUGGUCCAUUAAUGGGUUUUUGUGCGACAUCAACAUUGUUAUAUGAAGAUCAUAGUUAUUCUGAAAUCUGUUUAUUGGAAGGAUUGACUGGAAUUGGAUUAAUUAUAAGUUGUUUCAUACUCUAUAUACUUUUAUCCACAAAAAAUGUAGUGGUUAAAGAUUUUCAGGUGGUUUACUUUCUUCCCUGUAUCGUAACAUCCACAUUGUUACUUCUUGUUGCUAACAAAGGAUUGCUAGUGAGUGUAGCAUGGGGUUCAAGUGUUGGAAGUUUAAGUACCUGGGGUGUUGUUCAAGUGAUGUCAAAUUUUCCUGGUUGUUUUACUGUUGGCGAGGCUACAGCAGUGACACAUGGACUUGUCCUGUUUUUAUUAUCAGCCGCCACAAAUAUUCCCCUUAGAUAUCAUUUACCACCAAUUCAUGAUAAUGAUAUUGCCACAGUAAUAUUGCAAGUGGGAAUUAUUUAUGUACUGUCCCUUUGUUUAGUGUGUAAAAUUUUCCCUCAACUACGACAAACGAAACAAUUUUACGCAUGGAUUUUCAUUACAAUAUCAUUAUGGAUAUUUCCAUCUCUACAUACUCUGUUAGAUCGGAGUCCAAUUCUAUGGAUAUUCUUUUAUAUAUUCAGCAAGUCGUCAAGAAUAUUCUUGAUGAUCUGCUGGUCAAUAUGCUUUUUAUUGGCAUGGUGUUUUAUAAUGUAUAAACUUCAUUCAAAAACAAAAGCAACAACUUCGGAUAGAAAAGUUUUUCAUAUUUUAGCGUCAAUAGUUUUUAUAACAGGACUAAUUUGGGAACCUGUCUUACUGUACAUGGCUAGUGGUGUUGCUUUUGCUCUACUAAUUGUGUUGGAACUGCUUAGAUUUUUAAAUAUACCACCAUUAGGGGAAAUUAUGCGUCAAGGAUAUAAUUUGUUUGCCGAUGAGAAGGAUGAAUUUAUUUCUUUAACACCGCUCUAUUUGCUGUGUGGUUUAUCUUAUCCUUUAUGGAUGCCAGCCAACGAUACAGCACUUUUACCAUUACUCAGCGGUGUUCUCACAGUUGGAAUUGGAGACGCGGCUGCCAGUUUUGUUGGCAGCAAUUGGGGCAAACAUAAAUUAAAUGAAUCGAGAAAAACAAUGGAGGGUUUAGUUGCCUGUAUUAUUUCACAAUUGAUUUUAAUUUAUUUUCUUGCAUUUUUUGGUUUAAUUGAAGAUAACAGACAUUUGCUUAGAAGUACAUUUGCUGUGAUUGGAGUUUCUAUUGUAGAGACAAAAACCGAGCAAGUUGAUAAUUUGGUUAUGCCACUUCUUAUGUACCUUUGUCUUUUGUUGUGAAAAAGAAAAAAAAUUUGUCUGUUAUAUUCUUGAGUUAAAA
This is a messenger RNA of Leptopilina boulardi, 1721 nucleotides long. It is a transcript of the gene Dolk, whose product is annotated as dolichol kinase. Bases 266 to 1681 code for a protein of 471 amino acids. The transcript has 7 exons. Gene Ontology annotation, cellular component: endoplasmic reticulum membrane. Gene Ontology annotation, biological process: dolichyl monophosphate biosynthetic process. NCBI's taxonomy places the organism in Eukaryota, Metazoa, Arthropoda, Insecta, Hymenoptera, Figitidae. The record is from RefSeq and is a predicted model, not a curated record. Gene Ontology annotation, molecular function: dolichol kinase activity.